ACAAUGUCUAUAUUCGUGACGGUGAUCAUGGAGGAUUCCAAGUAACAAAAUAUCCGUCCGACGGAGAUGAGCUGCAAUGAAAGAAACUGCGGGAAAGAAGCCUUCGAGAAUUCAAGCUUUGACGAGACUCGAAAUGAACAGCAUUUUGUUCACACCACAAGUACAAGAUUCCAACUUGAAUACAUGGGGCAUUUGCUGAAACGGGAAGUGAGAACUGAUCCGGACUCUCGGGUUGAACAUUUUAUUCCGGAUACAUGGCAGCGCCAACUUCUCGAUGCCGUCGAUAACAAUGAAUCAGCAGUGAUAGUGGCACCAACCUCUUCAGGAAAGACUUACGCCUCGUACUACUGCAUGGAGAAAAUUCUUAGGAAGGAUAAUGAUAGUGUAGUGGUCUACGUUGCACCAACAAAGGCUUUGGUCAAUCAAGUCGUUGCUACAAUUUAUGCACGGUUUGAAAAACAGAUGCCAGAGGGAAGAUCAGUGUUCGGUGUUUUCACGAGAGACUAUCGUCACAACACGCUAAAUUCCCAGAUUCUUGUUACAGUCCCACAGUGUUUGGAGAUCCUAUUUAUUUCUCCACACAGACAGCAUUGGACGAAGAAUGUCAAAUAUGUGAUUUUUGAUGAGGUUCACUGUAUUGGAUCAGAAACUGGAGCUGAAGUCUGGGAGCAUCUCCUACUUAUGAUUCGCUGUCCCUUCCUGGCGCUCUCCGCAACCAUUGGAAACCCAGAGGAUCUAAGACGCUGGUUGCAAGCUGCUCAAGACUUUCGUGAAAAGCAAGACAAAGAAAAUAAAGAAAAUCUGAGGAAGUCAUAUCGCAUCAGGUUAGUCAAAUUUGAAGGACGGUACUCCGAUCUAGAAAAGAGCAUCUACCUUCCAAAUAAUUGUGAGAAAGGAUACGAUGAUUACAACAACGAGGCAUUCGUGAGGCUUCAUCCUUGCGGCCAGCUAGGACACCAACAGCUUCGCCAAAAAGGUUUACCAGGUGAUAUGGCACUUACACCAAAAGAAUCUCUACAAUUAUAUGACACUAUGGUUAGCGUGUGGCCUGACUGUGAAUCACUCCAGAAUCUUUCUCCUGAGACAUAUUUCCUAGAAAAUAAAUUGAUCCAAAAGGGUCAUGCUCGGCAAUACGAGAGUGACCUGAAGAGGGAAUUCAAGUCUUGGGCAGACAGCAGAGAAUUGACAAAGGUUCAGUCAGUUAUAAAUUCUUUAAAGUCAGUUUUCUUGGAAAAUCACUCUUUAACUGAAGAACAAUGGGGUGAACUGGGAAUGACGUUUUCUGGUAAACAGUUCAUAAAGAACAAUUUUGCAAAACUCAUUGACGAGCUCAGAGCCCAGGACAAACUGCCUGCCUUAGUGUUUAGCAAUGAUCGUAAACUCUGCGAAGAGCUGGCAAUCGGUUAUGCUCAGAAACUAGAAAGCAAGGAACAAAUUAUCAGGAGAAAAGGCAACACAAAAGAGGCAAAACUUGCACAGAAGAGGCAAGGAAAAGCUGAAAAAAGUUUGCACAGAAAAAGAGAUGAAAUGCAGAAAGAAAAAGAGAAAAGAUCAAAAAGCCAACCAGAUAAGCAAGAUGAGAGGGGUUCUCUUUCAGCCUUGAACGAGGUUCUACCGCAGUGCACAUUGGCAUUAAAUACUGGAAUUGGAAAAGAGGAUUACGACGAGAUAAUGAAGAGAAUCAGGUUCAUCUCUGAAAAAUCGUUAUUCAAGCGGGCUCUAAAACGAGGAAUCGGCUUUCAUCAUAGUGGAUGUAGCGCUAAUAAACGCUCCGUGGUGGAAAUGUUAUUCAGAGGCAAAUACCUUCAGGUGGUCAAUGCAACGUCCACGUUGGCUCUCGGCAUCCAUAUGCCUUGUAAGUCAGUGGUGUUUGCCGGAGACUCGUCCUACUUAAAUUCGCUGCAGUACCGACAGAUGUCUGGUAGGGCGGGUCGGAGAGGUUUUGACCCCGCGGGAAAUGUCAUUUUCUUUGGAAUUCCUUACCGUAAAGUCCAGCGCCUCAUGACUGCAAAUAUCCCAAAGCUUGUUGGCAACUUCCCCAUCACUGUUUCACUGGUUCUGCGGCUGCUUCUGAUGACGACCCAAGCAGAUGACAAGAAAGACGCCCUCACUAAGGCCCUAGCAUUACUGUCUCAUCCUUUUAUCUGCCAAAAAUACCCUCAACUGGAAAUCCAGAUGAAGUUACAUUUCCUCUUCAGCGUUGAACUUCUGGUUAGAUUGUCUCUUAUAAACAAAGAAACCGGAGCUCCACAGGAAAUGGCCGGACUGGCAACCCAUCUUCAUUACCAUGAACCGUCCAACUUUGUCCUAAUCAGCUUUCUACGAAGUGGUCUCUUCCACAAGCUUUGUCAGCCAAGGACAAAGGGUAAAUUUUCUGUCGACGUUAUGCGAAAAAUGGUACUUGUUCUCAGCCACUUAGUUGGAAGGACUUAUGUUCACCCCUCUUUGAUGCUUAGGGAUCGAUCUUCAUCAAAAUUGAUUUUGGAGGAUCUCCCGGAUGAAUUUGCCAAAGUAGUCGAAAGCUACAACCGUGAGGUCACCGAUAUCUUUAGUCAGUACCCUGCCACAGUGGCUAAGUGGUUGGGAGAGGGAAGAGGAGAGAAUCACAAGCUCCCCUUGUCAGGAAUAGAAUUUCCAAAUAAAGCCAGCAUCGAUGGCAUUGUCGAGCACGAUCUGAUCAAAGUCCUUGCAAACACUUCCAUUAAGCCUUUGGCUUGUUCCUACUUCGCUGCGCUGUCAGGGAAUACAGACUCACAGUUACAUCAUACCAGCCAAAUACCAGGCGAUCGGAGUGAAGAUGAAGUUGAUAGCGGCGAGGAAGAAUGGGAGGAGGAGCCACUAAGAGAUAUGCACAAGAUCGUUCGUCAAGAUAUCUACACGGACAUGAAUCUCGUUCCCAUUCUUCGACUCAGGAAUAGGCUACCCCUGAAUGCCUAUGCAUUGGAUUUUUUUAAGCACGGAUCCGCUAAAGUUAUUGAGAAAGAAAAUGGCAUGCUGGCUGGCGAUGUUUACAAUGCCAUAAAGGAGUUUUACCUUACCAUUAAGUCAAUCAGUUGUUCACUGGAAGAGCUGGGUCCUAAAACUGACAAUGUGGUACUGGCUUUUAAACAGCUGGCUCAGGAGUACGGAGAGAAAUUCAGAGACCAGUUUGAACAUGAGGCAUAGGAAAUACAAAUUUGAGUUUAGUUAUUAAUUUAUUAAUAUCAAGUUUUCUAGACUUGUCGAAUUUAAAAGAUUAGUGUUUGCUGAAAAUGUUUUGGAAUGACACGGGUAGCACUUGUUUUCCUAGAGAAUACUAAAUAAAUGAACAUAUUGUGUCGGUAUACAAAUGUUUUUUUUUUUUAACAAAUCCGUGUCCUAUUGAUCAAUUUCAAAUGAGUGUCACUUAAAUUAUUCAAUUUUUGAAACGAGAGCGUUUAUCCUAAGACUAGUUCACAGACUGUUGCUUGAAGUAUUCAAAGGCUUCUGUAAUCUAAUUAAAUUACUGAUAAACUUAAAGGUAUAGAUAGAGAAGUCGACAUGGUUAAACAGAUUUCUACACUAAAAUGGAAGGACCGUGAUAAAACUGAACCAAAUAUAUGUACUGUAACACAAAAAAAUAAAAAGUAGUUUACGUUAAGAAGUUGUAACGAGUGCAAAUUAAAUAAAACUGUUCGUAUCAGAUAAGGUUUGUUAGGUGCUUCCCAACUACUUCAUUAAAGUUUAGAGGUUCAAUCAAAGUCCGUUUUACUGAAUUUUUAAACACUAGUUACGCGAAAUCUUUGCAAGAGGGAUUUUAUGACCAACCUUAGUGGGAAUUGUGUAUGACAGCAUAUAAAGGCAACUGCAAGUGCGAUAUAGUGUUCAUAUG
Pocillopora verrucosa is the source of this 3850-nucleotide messenger RNA. The record is from RefSeq and is a predicted model, not a curated record. NCBI's taxonomy places the organism in Eukaryota, Metazoa, Cnidaria, Anthozoa, Scleractinia, Pocilloporidae.